CAUGACGUGACUUUCAUUUGCUUUCGUUCAUGUAAAACUGUUUAGUGAGGUCUGUGCAGUUUUGUGUGGUUAUUUAAAUGGACCGUUUUUAAAGUAACAGCAGUGGAUUGUUUGUUUUGUAUUUGCAACUUUUAAAACCAUGUGUUAAUAAUAAUAUUUGAAUGGUAGAAUUUAUAUGGACCGCCAGCCUAGCCUAGUUGCUUAAACGUACCUACACAGCAGAAAGGUGUAAUGAAACAUUACUAAAACGGCAUGAAUUAAAUAUUUUUCAAUAAUUGCAAUUGUACAAGAAUUGAGAGAAGGGGACACUUUAGGGAUGGAUGCAAUAGAAGUUGAUCCAAAGCUGUUUGUCACUUGUCGGCUAUGUCUUGAAGAUCUAGGACAAUUCCAGAUAGUACCCAGUGUGCAACAGCAGAUCAAGUAUUGCUUUGGCAUAGAGGUUGAGCCAUUUGAUGGACUCCCACAACUAAUAUGUAUAAAAUGUAAGGAAAUAUUAAAAAACUUCCAUGCAAUAAAAAACUUGUUUUGUGAGAAGCAAGCAAACUUGAUAAAGAAGGUGUUGAAAAAGGAAGAAAUCACGACUGGCCUUCAGCCCCAACAAGACACUGUCAGUUCAAGUCAAGCUCCUGGACAUGCCAAUGAUUCUACAAAGAAAAAACCAAAAAGGAAAAGAACAAUAUCUUCAUCUAGUGAUGAAGAAUCUGAGAAAUUAUCCCAUACUACAAAAUCAAAGAAAAAGAAGCAUGUGUUACCACAUAAAACUAAAAUUCCAAUGCCAUGGAAGAUGGACUACAAAAAGUGGGUAAUGUGUAAGUUAUGUAAUACUUCUUGGCCAAGUAGCCAAUCUAUGUCAAGUCACAUGCGUUGUCAUACUCUUCUAAAGGAAAAGUAUAGAAACAUUUUCAACAGACAAUGUACUGUGAAAAUGAAAAAAAUUGACAAUCAACUCAAUUUAACUGGGCUGGCUAACAUGGUCGUUUAUAACAGCAACAGGAUUAUAGAACCUGGUAGUCCAUACUCUUAUGUAAUUUAUUCAAAGGGUGAUCCAGAUGUUAACAAUUUCAGUAAUGAAUCUGAACCAAUCAUAAAAGACAGUGUAGAGAGUAAAGAAUCUUCAGAUGAUGAUGAAAUUAUAUUAAAUCCAGCAUCCAGAAAAAGGCGUUUUAUAUCUAGAAGUUCCAUUGACACUGUUGUUAUAGAAAGUAACAGCAACAGAGUGUUAUCUGAUUGUGAAGAUGAUUCUCGAGCAUCAACUCCAAAUGAUAAUGAAGGGCCAUCAUGCAAUGAUCAAUGCAUAAGUAUUGACGACUCAUCUGAUAAUGAGUCUGAUAGCAACUUACACAACAGCAAAAACUCUAAACAACCAAUGGAAGCUAAAUUAGGCGAUUAUAAAAUUGUACAAGGUAUUAUAUCCAUGUGUGUUAAUUCAUAUCACAAGAAAAACGAAACGGCUAAUGUUGAUAUGUUACAUACGAAUGGAAGCUACAACAAAAAAAAUGAAACUCAAACAAAUACAGAAUCUCAACUCAAACAUAAAGUGUUAAGUAUUGGAAGAAAGAUUAUAAAUAAACAGGGUUUCAAUUGUACUGGUCUCCUCAGGUAUUUGGAACACAAAAACCUUGAAAUUGUAUGGAUAGCGAAACCACAGUCAUCAUCCUCUAAAGACACAAAUUACAUUCGCAUAUUGACAAAACUACGUGAUCCGAAAAACAAAGAUGAGAACGCUGGAUGGACUAAGAUAUCGGAAACAUGUGAAUCUAUGUCUGUACCAACAAGUAGAAAAAGUGCUCAUGACCCCAAUGAAUCUUUAACCACUGUGGAAACUAAUCAAUAUCCUGUUAUUGAUACUUCAACAUCAAAAGAAGCUGCUAGCGCGGUUGCCAAUCACAACACGAAUCUGCCAGAUAAAGAUAUCCAAGCAAAAUUGGAUGCAAUACCAGCAGCUUUAUACAGUAUUGAUAGCAAAGCAAGUUGUUCAGAUUUGAAAAAACUUUUGAAUGCCAACCCUGUUGCUAAUCCUAAACAAUUACCUAAGAAAUUAGGACCUGGCAAUGAAUCCAGAUCUAAUAAAACAAAUAGUAAACCACAUUCAUCGUCUAUUAGUAAUGAUGUUGAUAAUUAUUGUAUGCCUAUCAUAACUUCUACGACGUCUUUAGCUGUGGUUCCUAAUAAGGACCAGGAACAGUCUGGCCUUCAAAAGAGUACAGAUACACCCGCACCAAGAAUUAAAGUGAAGCCAGCUUCUGAGUUGAUGUCUGAAAGAACUUUAAAUUGUCUCAUGAAAGAGCAAUCACCGCCUGUUACAAGCACCAUGAUGGUAAGUCAAAUUGAUAAUGUGUGGCCGCACAACCACUCUGUAAAUGUUUUUGUUCCGAACAUGGGACCGUCGCUGCACGUCACCAGCCAACCCUUACCAAUAGUUGAAAUGCCAGCUCAUAAUACGGGCUCUCCAUCUCUAUAUCAAGUUAUACCUACUUCUACACAAUCAAACAGUAAUGAUGAUUAUGUUAUAUUGGAUUCCACAGAUUUACCGAACACUAAAACAGACUCGCCUUUUAGAUAUUUCAAAGAUUUGUUGCAGAUGCACAGUUUGAUUUUAUGGGAUUCAUGUCAAUUAUUACCCAAAGAAUUUAUUAGUAUUAUCAAAUUCAAAGUUGUAUUUAAACAAGACCAUAAAAAAGAAGAACCGGUUAUGCUUUGUCUCUCGUUUUUAUGUCUUAAGAAUAGUUUUUGUUUGAAGUUUAAAGACAGAAAUCAGCAUAGCCUGGAUAUAAAUAAUAUAUCCGCAAAUUGGCAAUGGGAGCUUCUUCAAAUAUAUCGUGGAGAUGUUAGCAAAAAAGUUUUACAAAAUGCUAGGAAAUUCGGUAAAGAAACGUACGAUUAUACUUACAAUUUCUUUUGUUUGCUCAAUUCGAUUAAGUGUCAUAAGGUUCAUUCAAAUAAUUAAUUUGUUUUGGCAUGAUUGCUCUUUUUUGUAUUAAAAAAACCUAAAAUACAAUAAAUGUUAGGUUUCCUGGUCUAGUCAGUUGAAAAUGCGAGACUUUAUUUAAAUUUAAACAUGGUGCGGUUAUGCAAAAUAGAAGCGUAGAAAGUCCUUUGCCUGUACUACGUUUUUGUGAGCCACCAAGACAUCUUAUUUUUAGUCUUUUGAUAACUGCGAGCUCUAAGCUCAGUCACUAGAGGGUUCGGUUGACCUUCCAGCGUAGGUUUUUAUAUCCCACUAUGUCUUGGCAACAAGUGUGUUGGUGGAUCUCCUCCGUUUCAGGAGCCAUUAUUUAGGGUUCGUUGCACGCACAUUGUUCUACUUUUGCUGACGGAGUCUUAUAGUGUUAUGUUGCCCCGUAUUUUAAGCAAUGAAUUGUUUAUGAGUAGGUACCCGGCUUGUUAUCAACGGAUGGAUCCUAGUUCAUUUCCUAUUGGUUUUUGUAAAGAUAUCUCUUAUUCUUGACAUGUGGUUUCCAUGUUCUAUCGAUGUGAAGCCUAGGCUAUAAUGUCUAUGAGGAUCAUUUGGGGGAAUAUCAGUGCCGGAUCAAGUAGGCAUGUAACAAUUUCAGCCAAGGGCCCUUGGCUUCGGUAAAAAGGCCAAAAUUGACAAAAAGGCGAGAGCGAAGCGAGCAAGGUUUUUCCAGCAAUUUUACGACUAAACCUCCUUUCAGAGUUCCGUACCCAAAGGGAAAAACGUGAUCAUUACAGCUUUUGGCGUGAAAUUCGGAGAGUAGGACUCUAUUUAGUGUUUUUGUUUUUUAUCACUUCCUCAAGCUCAAGAACAUUUGUCGAGAGGCCAUUGAUGUUCUUCGUUGGUAGUGAAACUACAAAUAUAAUCUUGCUAAGUGAUCGCACGAGCGCAGAGUACAGACAUUUUAACAGAUGCCUUCGUCCUUUUCGUAAACAGUCUAAAGUUGAAUACCAUAUAUAAUACCUAUUUAGAUAGGUUAAGUUUAAUAUGUAUGUUUUUUUUUUAUUUCAUAUACAUAUUGUCUCUAAGAAAUAAACCAGUGUAGUAGUCUUAGUUUAAUGUGUCAUAAUAUCUUGAUAAGCAAUUGGGAGAAACAAUAAGAUAUCUAUGAUUAUAGAAAAGAAAGUCGUGUUAGUUACGCUACAUAUAACUCAAGAAUGGUUGAGAGCUGAAAAUAAGAAGGAAGAUAGCUUAGACCUGGCAGAACAACAUAUGAGUUUUUUAUCACCAUCCAGCUAGGGUAAGCAGUUAUCUCGGGACGAAAUGAUGAAACAGCGAAUGCUAGUCGGUACCCUUAUUGAUAAAAGAAACUUGGUUAUUAUAAGUUGUAUAUAUCUACUCGACUUGUGACGAUAGGCAAUUUCAUAUCCUUAGUUGAUGGUUGUUACGGUUUAUCAGAAGCAAGUCUAACUGCAAGUAAAUAAGUCUUUUUACAGUUGCCAAAAUUAUUCAAACUUGGGGCUGAGUUUUCUUGAUGAUUAAGUUGGUGAGAAUUCAAAUGGGGGUGUACUAAAAGAACAGUAUUUUAACUGUUAUGUCGGACAUUGCUCUUGUUGUGUAGUUUUAAAUUCUACUUCUUGUUGCAUAACUACUUUUUACAUGUUUGUGACUGAGCAAUCUGUUUUAAGGUGUCCCCACAAUUAUCGAAGAUCUACUCGACUUUCGCCGUCGGUUGGCGUCGUUUUAGAGCCGAGCCGAUGCGAAUGGUAGGUAUUAGUAGCAUUGUUCCUUGUUACGUAGACAUGGGGCUUUUUUGACCGGUGUUAGCCCAUUCCGCGGCGAUAAAUGUGGGGAGACCCUUACUAAAUUUUCAUUUUUUAUUUUUCAGUAGAACUAAGUUAUAGUUUUCUUUGUAUUGUGUGACAGCCUUAGUUUUGUAAAAAUAGAUUGUAACCUUUGGCUGAAGCAACAAUUAGUGAUAACUAAAUGUUUAUGAUACGUUACUUGUUAUACAAGUAGGUACUUUAAGUUUUAUGUUAUCUGUUCUAUAUCUCUAAAUGUAAUUAGUUACAUAUUUACAAUAUUGUCAAAAGGUACCUAAUAAAUUCAGAAAAGUUUUAAAAU
Molecule: messenger RNA, 5020 nt
Organism: Helicoverpa armigera (cotton bollworm)
Lineage: Eukaryota; Metazoa; Arthropoda; Insecta; Lepidoptera; Noctuidae
Exons: 4
Coding region: 317-2947 (876 amino acids)
Cellular component (GO): nucleus
Molecular function (GO): zinc ion binding
Source: RefSeq, a predicted model, not a curated record